Myxocyprinus asiaticus (Chinese sucker) is the source of this 5361-nucleotide messenger RNA. It is a transcript of the gene grik5, whose product is annotated as glutamate receptor, ionotropic, kainate 5. Lineage: Eukaryota; Metazoa; Chordata; Actinopteri; Cypriniformes; Catostomidae. Gene Ontology annotation, molecular function: transmitter-gated monoatomic ion channel activity involved in regulation of postsynaptic membrane potential; kainate selective glutamate receptor activity. Gene Ontology annotation, cellular component: plasma membrane; postsynaptic membrane; presynaptic membrane. Bases 1079 to 4282 code for a protein of 1067 amino acids. The record is from RefSeq and is a predicted model, not a curated record. The transcript has 20 exons. Gene Ontology annotation, biological process: synaptic transmission, glutamatergic; monoatomic ion transport; modulation of chemical synaptic transmission.
CACGCCUCCGUCCUAGAGCUGCCAUUUGGAGGAGAGAGGGAGGUGCCGGCUGUGCUGAAGCCCAUUCCUGAACUCCUGAAAGGAGGAGCCGUGGGAAUUGGAGGGAAGGCUGGAUUAAUGAGGGUGCUGGAGAAUGAAGUGUGAGCUGCUCUUCUCAUCUCCACCUAGAAACUGUGCUCCUUAAUUAGUUCGUUCUCUCAGACUCUUGAACUCAUCCUAUUCUAGAGGAUUUUUUUUUUGUCUCAGUCAAAAGAAUUUAAAAUCUUUCACAAUAUAUUUUUCAUUUGUUUCUUUUUCAAACCAAAGCUCCCUGCAUCAAAUGUGACAGGUGCUUUGGGCCUGAGGAAGGAUUCAUUGAGGAAUCCAAGAGCAAUAACACUUAAGGUAGAGUGAGGUGGCAAAGGAAAGCAGAAAGAAACUACUGAGUUGGAGUGUUCAUGUGUGCGCAUGAAAGGCAGAGAAGGCCUGUGCAGCAAUGGGUCGGAGAGUUUGUGCCAAGGGCUGAGAAGAAGAGACAGCUAGACAUUAGUGGACAACUGAGGCUGCAAUGUGUGUGCGGGGGAGUGUGUUUGUGUGUGAAUUUGUUUGAGAUAGUGUGUUUAUGUGUGAUUGUCUCUUGGAGAGCAGAAUUCUGAGAAUUGGCCAUUAUUGCUGUUCCCUAAUUUUUUUGUUUACGGAGCCACCAGGGUCAGUAUUACCACAGAAAAAGAAGUGAUACUUGGCUUUGGUGAUAGUUUUGGUGGUCAUUGGUGGUGUUUUUUCCCCCCUCUCUGAAUAUUUGAGCUUAUAUAAAAAAAACGACUUUUGUCCCAUCGAAAUGGAUUAUUAUAAGAAUCGCAGCUUGUAAAGGGCCCUCAGAUGGACCAAUUCUAUCUGGAAUACCUUCUCCUCUGAGACACUCCACACAACUCCAUUUCUGUGACUUUCAACUUGUCAUUCUUGAAGACGUCUGCAAUUCCCUGUAGGACUGCAUUCACUUGUUACGACGACAAUCCAUGGCACCCUCUUCCUGACAAGGUCCGCUUCAUUCUGGGGUGCUACAGGCAACAGAAGGCAUCUCCAUGAGGAGCAGUAGAAGAUGCCGGAACUGCCAGCGCUCCUGCUGUCGAUUUACUUCCGCUUCCUGUUAGUUACUGUGGUUACAAUGCCGCCUUCUUCCCUGAGCCAGACCCCUGUUCUGUCAUCCGUUCGGAUGGCUGCAAUUCUGGAUGACAGUUCUGUCUGUGGCCGUGGGGAGCGUUUAGCUUUAGCGUUAGCACGUGAAAGCAUUAACAGUGUAAUGGAGGGCCCAGCUCGUGCUCGUGUGGAGGUCGACAUCUUUGAACUCCAGAAAGACUCGCAGUAUGAGACUACAGAUACCAUGUGCCAAAUUUUGCCAAAGGGUGUUGUCUCUGUAAUUGGCCCCGCAUCCAGCCCUGCCUCUGGUUCCAUAGUCAGUCACAUAUGUGGGGAAAAGGAGAUCCCACAUAUUAAAAUUGGUCCAGAGGAGACUCCACGACUUCCUUACCUGCGCUUUGCAUCUGUAACUCUGUAUCCUAGCAACGAAGACCUAAGCCUGGCCAUUGGAGCCAUCCUACGCUCUUUCAGCUACCCAUCAGCUAGUCUGGUCUGCGCUAAGGCUGAAUGUCUGCUGAGACUAGAGGAGCUGAUAAGGCGUUUUCUGAUCUCUCGUGAGACGCUGUCCAUCAGGAUGCUGGAUGAUAACCUUGACCCCACGCCUUUACUGAAGGAGAUUCGUGACGACAAAAUAGCUACAAUUAUUAUUGAUGCUAACGCAUCAAUAUCUUACCUUAUACUGAAAAAGGCAUCAGAGUUGGGAAUGACGUCAGCAUUUUACAAGUACAUUCUCACCACUAUGGACUUCCCUUUGCUGUGGUUAGAAGAUAUAGUGGAUGAUCAGUCCAAUAUUGUGGGCUUUUCAAUGUUCAACACCUCCCACCCAUUUUACCUGGAGUUUAUCAGGAGCCUUAACCUGUCCUGGAGAGAGGGCUGUGACAUUAACCCGUACCCCGGACCAGCGCUGUCGUCAGCACUACUGUUUGAUGCGGUUCAUGUGGUGGUGAGUGCAGUGCAGGAACUGAACCGCAGUCAGGAGAUUGGUGUCAAACCUCUCAGCUGCACGUCUCCUCAGAUCUGGCAACACGGAACCAGCCUCAUGAACUAUCUGCGAAUGGUGGAGUAUGAUGGACUGACAGGUCGAGUUGAGUUCAACAGCAAAGGCCAGAGGACCAAUUACACCCUCCACAUCCUGGAGAAGCACAGGGGAGGCCACAAAGAGAUUGGGAUUUGGUACUCCAAUAACACUCUGCUGAUGAACUCCACCAGUCUGGACAUCAACUUCUCUGAAACUCUGGCCAACAAGAGCCUCAUCAUCACCACCAUACUGGAGAACCCGUAUGUGAUGAGAAAAGUGAAUUACCAGGAGUUUGAGGGGAACGAGCAGUAUGAGGGAUUUUGUGUAGACAUGUUGAGAGAACUGGCUGAUAUUCUCAAGUUCAACUACCGCAUCAAACUGGUGGAUGAUGGACUGUACGGAGCUCCUGAACCCAACGGCUCAUGGACGGGCAUGGUGGGAGAGCUGAUCAACAGAAAAGCUGAUUUGGCGGUAGCUGCUUUUACCAUUACGUCGGAGAGAGAGAAAGUCAUUGACUUCUCAAAGCCCUUUAUGACCUUGGGCAUCAGUAUUCUCUACAGGGUCCAUAUAGGCAGGAAGCCAGGCUAUUUCUCCUUCCUGGAUCCCUUCUCACCGGCUGUUUGGCUCUUCAUGCUGCUGGCUUACCUUGCUGUCAGCUGUGUGCUUUUCCUUUCUGCUAGGUUAAGUCCGUAUGAAUGGUAUAACCCUCACCCGUGUCUGCGAGAGCGCAGAGACCUGCUGGUGAACCAGUAUACUCUAGGAAACAGCCUGUGGUUUCCUGUAGGUGGCUUCAUGCAGCAGGGAUCUGAGAUCAUGCCCCGAGCUCUCUCCACACGCUGCGUUAGUGGGGUCUGGUGGGCAUUCACUCUUAUAAUAAUCUCCUCAUACACUGCCAAUCUAGCUGCAUUUCUGACAGUGCAGAGAAUGGAAGCACCAAUCGAAUCACCUGAUGACCUUGCUGAUCAAACCAACAUCCAGUAUGGCACCAUUCAUGGAGGAAGCACCAUGACCUUUUUUAUGAACUCUCGUUAUCAAACGUAUCAGAGGAUGUGGAACUACAUGUACUCUAAGCAGCCCAGUGUAUUUGUGAAGAGCACAGAGGAAGGCAUCGCAAGAGUCUUAAACUCUAAGUAUGCUUUUCUCCUGGAGAGCACCAUGAACGAGUACCACCGCAGUCUCAACUGCAAUCUAACCCAGAUCGGAGGCUUGCUGGACACCAAGGGUUAUGGCAUCGGCAUGCCACUGGGUUCCCCAUUCAGAGAUGAGAUUAGUCUGGCAGUGUUGCAGCUGCAGGAGAAUAACAGGUUGGAGAUCCUGAAGAGAAGGUGGUGGGAGGGUGGGCAGUGUCCCAAAGAGGAGGACCACCGUGCCAAAGGUCUUGGGAUGGAGAAUAUUGGUGGUAUAUUUGUGGUGUUAAUCUGUGGGCUGAUUAUAGCCGUGUUUGUGGCUGUGAUGGAGUUUGUGUGGUCCACACGUCGAUCAGCUGAAACAGACGAGGUACGGCCUCUCUCCUGUGACCACCAAUAUCACAGUCACAAUACAGUGUCGGUGUGUCAAGAGAUGUUGACAGAGUUCCGGAACGCUGUCUCUUGCAGGAAGAGUUCUCGUCUGCGCCGCCGUCGACCCCUUUCCAGCUCUUUGGCCCUUCAUCACCCCACCCGUAUCACCCUAGGGGCCCCGCGGCCACUGCGCCUUGUCAGAGAGAUGCGGCUUAGCAAUGGAAAGCUCUAUAGUGGUACUGGACCCCUAACCGGAGGUUCAGAGGCUGGAGGAGCCCCCCCUGACAUGGGCCCCGGGCCUCAACGACUCCUGGAGGACCCUUUAGGUGCCAACAGCACCCCUGCAGUGGCCCUGGGUCCACCCGCAGUGACAGUGCCUCUGCCACGGGGCUGCACUCACGUGCGCAUCUGCCAGGAGUGCCGGCGUAUCCAGAGUCUCCGCACAACUUCCUGCACACGCAUCCCUCCCUCCUCAGCCCCUCUGCCGCGCCUGGCCCCGCCCCCUUCACACUCAUCCUCCAACACAGACAGCGAAGGGGGCGGGGGGCACAGCCCGUGCCGGAUAGGCCACUCCCCACCAGCAAAAGGCUGCACUUUAGCCCCACUUCAGUCUAGCAUCCACACAGAGCUACUGGGAGAGCAGAAAUGAGUCUUUGAGAGUAAAAGGAGAAGAGAGAUUGAAAGAGAGAGAGAGAGAGAGAGUGAUGAAGGAUGGAGUGCAAAGGGGAGAGAGAAUGUGACAUUUUUUUGCAAUGUUUGCCCUUAAUCAUGGAUUUCAAUCUUUUCCUUGGUGCAAGAGAAUCCUCCUUUUCUUUUGGGUAACCAUGCAUCAUAUUUAUGAAUCACAUUUCAGAAGAUUUCUUUUGGUACUAUUAAACUAUGUGCUAUACUAUACUACAAAGGUAAAGUGCAGUAGCUACACCAACACUGAAGCAGAAAAUGACUUCAAAUGCAAAAAUCCAGUUUUCUCUGAAUCAUAGUUGAGCCAAACCCAUCUGUAACAUGAUAGAUCAUAGUUUAAGAGACCUGAUUUCAUUCAUAACUCAGUUUUGAUAAAAAUGUGUAGUUACUGCAUUUUGCCUUUGCAUGGCAUUAUAACACUCCUGUAAAAAUAACCUUGAAAAAUGCGAUAGUAGGUCUAAGAAAAAAUAUCUGCCUUUGCCAGCCCACAACUAAAGAUUUAGAAGUUCUACCACUGUGAAUCUCAACAGAUCGCACAGGGAUAUUUAACUUCCUCCUGAUUCUGGUCUAAAGGCAGCACAGAGGCUCUCUCUCUUGCAUUGGCUGCAUUCUGUCUCUGAUCAGAGUCAAAAUGUGGCGCAGAUUUUCCCCUCUCAGACUGUACUCUCUCUAUGGUCACAUACACACAGGAAGUAGCACAGAGAUGCUCUCUUUUGGAUGUAAUUCUCUUAAUGAUACCAGAAAUAUCAGAGCCAGACUGCAACAGAACGAGAGCACACACUGUAAUGGAGGACAACGAAGCAAUGUGAAAUAUACUUGUUAAUUAAAAAGAUAUUCUAAACAGAUAUUCUUACUUUUCUGUACUAUACUUAUUUUUAAACUCACUGUCUGUGUAAUUUAAUUCCGGGGUUGUGUUGACUGAUUUGGAAAUUAAAAAUAGAGCUACUUUAUUGAUACUGGGGAGAUGAACUCUGACUGAAUUGUAUGUUAUUGGUAAGGAGGAGCUGUGUAUUCAAUAAAACUUGGACUUUGAUCUGUCUAAAUCAA